Bursaphelenchus okinawaensis is the source of this 2455-nucleotide messenger RNA. The record is from the annotation of a GenBank genome assembly. Lineage: Eukaryota; Metazoa; Nematoda; Chromadorea; Rhabditida; Aphelenchoididae.
AUGAUUCUCUUUCUACAUCUUCAGUUACCAACCAAAAUACUACUGCUUUCCACAAUAUUUAUAUCACAUACCUUAUGGUUGGUUGAUGGAUAUGUUAUUCUCGGUAAGUUAGUUUCACUUUUAUAUUUUUUUUUAAUUUCAAAACUUUUUGGGAAUUUUGAUUUUAUUGUAGAGUUUAAAAAAUCUUUACAUUCUUGCCACUUUUGGAAACAUUACCAUAAACUCCUUAUUAAGCGCCUUAAAAGUACAAACAAAAAUUUUAAAGCCCAUGCCGACUAAUAAAAGCUGUUAAAAUCGGAUUUUGGGGUCGGGAUUUGUCCUCAAUAUUGCGCAUCGUUUGAUGAUGACGCAAUUGUGCGACAAAACUGUCAAAAACCUAAUGACCCGAACACUUGGGUAAACAGUUUUUGUAAACAAAAAAAAAGAAAAAAAAUUUUAAAACGCAAAAAAAUAAUUUUUUUCUUAUUUGUAUGAGUAAAUUUUUGAAAAGUUCUAGUCUUAGGCCAUAGCUCAAACCCUGUGCCCUCAGAAACCCAGCCCAGAGCCGUAGUCCAGAGCCCUAGCCCAGAGCCCUAGCCCAGAGCCCUAGCCCAGAGCCCUAGCCCAGAGCCCUCGCCCAGAGCCCUCGUCCAGAGCCCUAUCCGAGAGCCCUAGCUCAGAGCUUUAGCUAUACGUAGGGAAAGAUCCGGUCUAGGCUUGAGCUAAAUAAAAAACAGACUAGGCCUAAAAUUCAGUCCAGAUUGAAUAAAAUAAAACACGGGUUUAAAGUUUAGGACUGGCACGAUCUUUAUGUCUUGCAUUAGGUCUAGUCCUAGCAAUUACUACAUGAAAUAUAGGGUUAUAUAAACGCAAUAGAGGACAAUUAAGUUCAUUUUAUUGUCUUUAAAGCCUAGAAUUACGCAAGACGUUUUAGCCAUAAACAAAAAAUGGCAAUAAUUAACAGAUUUUAGGAAAAAAUUGAAAAUUUUAGAAAUUAUUAAAGGUUUAAAUGUAAAAUACGUCUUUAUAUUUUACCGCUUUAAAGAACUUUUUCAAUAAUUUUUCAAAAUUUCAUUUUAAUUUUUUCAUAUCUCAUUUCCAGACCAAUCCAAAUGUCCGCUAGGCUGGCGAGCAGCAGCCGACCAAUGUGUUCGUCUAGAACUGGCAGCACACACUCAUGAUGGUGCAAUGGAAGAAUGUGCCAUCCAAGGUGCUGAACUGGUCAAUAUUGUCAAAAGUUCUCAAAUCGACCAGACUUUGUUGGUCGAUUUGAAUGAUAUUGUUCAUGAAGCGGAGCAAAAUGGAUUAGCCGAGAAAGUGUGGCUAGUUGGUGGAUUACAAGAUGCGUUGGCUGAUCCACAGCUGGCUUAUGAUCUGUGGUUGACUACUAAUAGGAUCAUGGAGAAGAGAAGUGUUGAACGAAAAGUCUUGGCAUUGGAGAGGAGGGUUGGUAAUGAUGAACUUGAAAUGUAAGUUGGGUAGGGUAGGGUAGGAUAGGGUAAAAAAUUAAAUUUUUUAUUAUUUUAGAACUUCAGUACCAGCGGAUGGAAGACAUUUUUACAUUUGUGGUUUACUUCCAUUAACGAGGAGAAGACUGUUAUACGAAGAAACUUUUCUUCCAAAAGGUAUUUUGUAAACUUUUUGUAUUUCGUAUUGCCCAAAGUGUCUAAAAUUUUCUAUUUUUUAAUUUUACAGUACUCAAUUAUGUGUUUUACCAUAGUAUUAAAUGCCAAAAAGUUUUUCGUUUUUUGCCGUUCAGGUCAAUGUAAAUUGACGAUAAGACUUUUUAAAACACAAAAAAUUUUUAAAAAAAUUUAAAGUUUUAAGAUAUUAAAGCCGUGCCAAUUAAAAAAAUGUAAAAUUCAGGUGUCCCAACCUUCCUAGAAGAACCAAGUGCCUCGUACUCAUACAUAAAUCGACCAGAUGGGCACUUCAUCACAAUUCCAUGCAGAGCCGAAGGUAUUCCUCAGCCAACAAUAAAGUGGUUUCAAAGUGGAGUUGAACAGGUUAAUUUGGACACAAAUAACUCUUCUUUUGUCAUUAGUGGAGGAUCUUUGCUGAUUCCGGUCGGGAAGACUAUCGACAAUGAUGUAAUGACUUUUCAUUGUACUGCCACUAAUGAGCUUGGUAAGAGUUUGAUGUUGUGGCUGAAAGUAGACUUCUUUGUGUGAUUUUUGAGUAGAGGGAAGGGUAUUCUAGAUUAGACUUAGGCUUAGCUAUAUUUUAGAUUAGACUUAGCCUUAGCUAUGAUAACAUUAGGGAGGUGGGAUAUUCUUCAUAUACAAAACGGCAAUAACUUAUGAAUUAUAAACUUUCAGGCACAAUAAGAAGUUCAUCCACGAUAAUUCGCCCAGCUUUUAUUGAACCCUUUAGUCACAACAGACUUGAUGCAUAUCCAUUGUCAGCUCGAGGAGCUGGAUCAAAGCUAGAGUGUCAGGCCCCACCACAUCAUCCAAGUAAGUUACAGUUUUUAUAA